Nothobranchius furzeri (turquoise killifish) is the source of this 3782-nucleotide messenger RNA. RefSeq names its product RNA polymerase II subunit B (gene polr2b). The record is from RefSeq and is a predicted model, not a curated record. Gene Ontology annotation, molecular function: DNA binding; ribonucleoside binding. Gene Ontology annotation, biological process: DNA-templated transcription. Gene Ontology annotation, cellular component: RNA polymerase II, core complex. Lineage: Eukaryota; Metazoa; Chordata; Actinopteri; Cyprinodontiformes; Nothobranchiidae.
CUCCAAGUAAAACCAGUCGAAGAAGAAGAGCACACCGGAAGAAAUUCAUGGUUUCCUGUGAUUGUCGUCAACAGAACCGUUGUUUCUGAUUGUCGAUUGUAAUUAAUGUGUUGAUUUGUGACGAUAAAAUAUGUACGACCAGGACGAAGAUAAUCAAUAUGAUGAAGAUGAUGAUGAAAUCACUCCGGACUUGUGGCAGGAGGCAUGUUGGAUUGUUAUCAGCUCCUACUUUGAUGAGAAGGGCCUGGUGCGGCAACAGCUGGACUCAUUUGAUGAGUUCAUCCAGAUGUCUGUUCAGAGGAUUGUAGAAGAUGCUCCGCCCAUCGACUUGCAGGCUGAAGCCCAACACACCUCGGGUGAGGUGGAGGAGCCGCCUCGUUACCUGCUGAAAUUUGAGCAAAUCUACCUGUCCAAACCUACCCACUGGGAGAGAGAUGGUGCUCCUUCUCCCAUGAUGCCCAACGAAGCCCGACUGAGAAACCUCACGUACUCAGCCCCCCUGUAUGUGGACAUCACAAAGACCAUCAUGAAGGAAGGUGAAGAUCCAGCUCAUACACAACACCAGAAGACCUUCAUUGGUAAAAUUCCCAUCAUGCUGCGCUCCACUUACUGCCUGCUGAGUGGUCUGACCGACAGAGAUCUAUGUGAGCUCAAUGAGUGUCCAUUGGACCCUGGGGGUUAUUUCAUCAUUAACGGUUCUGAGAAGGUGCUGAUCGCCCAGGAGAAGAUGGCUACCAACACGGUGUACGUGUUCGCCAAGAAGGACUCAAAGUAUGCCUACACAGCUGAGUGCCGUUCCUGUUUGGAGAACUCCUCUCGUCCCACCAGCACCAUAUGGGUCAGCAUGAUGGCUCGGGGAGGACAGGGGGUAAAGAAGAGUGCGAUCGGUCAGAGGAUCGUUUCCACCUUGCCAUACAUCAGACAGGAAGUUCCCAUCAUCAUCGUGUUUCGGGCUUUGGGCUUUGUUUCAGACAGAGACAUCUUGGAACACAUCAUCUACGACUUUGACGACCCUGAGAUGAUGGAGAUGGUUAAGCCAUCUCUGGAUGAAGCAUUUGUGAUCCAGGAGCAGAAUGUGGCGCUGAAUUUCAUUGGUUCCAGAGGAGCCAAACCUGGAGUGACGAAGGAGCGAAGAAUCAAAUACGCCAAAGAAGUUCUGCAGAAAGAAAUGUUGCCACACGUCGGAGUCAGUGACUUCUGUGAGACCAAAAAGGCGUAUUUCUUAGGGUACAUGGUCCAUCGGCUGCUGCUCGCUGCUCUUGGCAGACGGGAGCUGGAUGACAGAGAUCACUAUGGUAACAAGAGACUGGAUCUGGCUGGACCGCUUUUGGCUUUCCUGUUCAGGGGGAUGUUUAAGAACCUUCUAAAGGAGAUCAGGAUUUAUGCUCAGAAGUUCAUCGAUAGAGGAAAAGACUUCAACCUGGAGCUCGCCAUCAAGACUCGUAUCAUCUCAGAUGGACUCAAGUACUCGCUGGCCACAGGAAACUGGGGCGACGUUAAGAAGGCUCACCAGGCUCGAGCUGGAGUGUCUCAGGUGUUGAACCGUCUCACCUUCGCCUCCACAUUGUCACAUCUUCGUCGAGUCAACUCUCCCAUCGGCAGAGAUGGAAAACUGGCAAAGCCUCGACAGCUGCACAACACUCUGUGGGGCAUGGUGUGUCCAGCUGAAACUCCUGAGGGUCAUGCUGUGGGUCUGGUGAAGAACCUGGCCCUGAUGGCCUACAUCUCUGUGGGCUCGCAGCCGUCACCCAUCCUGGAGUUUCUGGAGGAGUGGAGCAUGGAGAACCUGGAGGAGAUCUCCCCUGCUGCCAUCGCUGAUGCCACUAAAAUCUUUGUGAACGGCUGCUGGGUCGGAAUCCACAAAGACCCCGAGCAGCUGAUGAACACGCUGAGGAAGCUCCGCCGACAAAUGGACAUCAUUGUGUCUGAGGUAUCAAUGAUCAGAGACAUUCGAGAACGUGAGAUCAGGAUUUACACGGAUGCCGGGAGGAUUUGCAGACCGCUGCUGAUUGUAGAGAAGCAGAAACUUCUGCUGAAGAGACGACACAUCGACCAGCUGAAGGAGAGAGAAUAUAACAACUACAGCUGGCAGGACCUGGUGGCGAGUGGUGUGGUGGAAUACAUUGACACGCUGGAGGAGGAAACUGUCAUGCUCGCCAUGACCCCCGAUGACCUUCAGGAAAAAGGCGUGGCCUAUUGUUCGACGUACACCCACUGUGAAAUCCAUCCAUCUAUGAUCCUCGGAGUGUGUGCCUCCAUCAUCCCGUUCCCGGAUCACAACCAGUCCCCCAGGAACACGUACCAAUCUGCUAUGGGCAAACAGGCCAUGGGCGUCUACAUCACCAACUUCCAUGUGAGAAUGGACACGCUGGCUCACGUGUUGUACUACCCUCAGAAACCACUGGUCACCACUCGAUCCAUGGAGUACCUGCGCUUCAGAGAACUGCCAGCAGGGAUCAAUUCAAUAGUUGCCAUUGCUUCAUAUACCGGGUACAACCAGGAGGACUCUGUGAUCAUGAACAGGUCGGCUGUAGACCGAGGGUUCUUCAGGUCUGUUUUUUAUCGAUCCUACAAAGAGCAGGAGUCUAAGAAAGGUUUUGAUCAGGAAGAGAUCUUUGAGAAGCCGACUCGUGAAACCUGUCAGGGUAUGAGACACGCCAUCUAUGACAAGCUGGACGACGACGGUCUCAUUGCUCCUGGUGUUCGUGUGUCCGGAGAGGACGUGAUUAUUGGGAAAACCGUGACACUGCCAGACAACGAAGAUGAGUUGGACAGCACAAACCGGCGCUACACCAAGAGAGACUGCAGCACCUUCCUCAGAACCAGUGAGACAGGCAUAGUGGACCAGGUCAUGGUGACCCUGAACCAGGAAGGCUACAAGUUCUGCAAAAUCAGGGUACGUUCAGUUCGAAUUCCUCAGAUUGGAGACAAGUUUGCCAGUCGUCACGGACAGAAGGGAACUUGUGGGAUUCAGUACAGACAAGAGGAUAUGCCAUUCACCUGUGAGGGAAUCACACCUGACAUCAUCAUCAACCCUCACGCCAUUCCUUCUAGGAUGACUGUCGGCCAUUUGAUCGAGUGUUUGCAGGGCAAAGUUUCUGCCAACAAAGGAGAGAUUGGGGACGCCACACCAUUUAAUGAUGCUGUCAACGUGCAGAAAGUGUCAAACCUGCUGUCUGAAUAUGGAUACCACCUGAGAGGAAAUGAGGUCCUGUAUAACGGCUUCACUGGGAGGAAGCUGACGUCUCAGAUCUUUGUUGGUCCCACAUAUUAUCAGCGACUGAAGCACAUGGUGGACGAUAAAAUCCACUCGAGGGCCCGGGGCCCUGUCCAGAUCCUCAACCGGCAGCCGAUGGAGGGCCGAUCUCGUGACGGCGGUCUGCGUUUCGGGGAGAUGGAGCGUGAUUGUCAGAUCGCUCACGGCGCUGCUCAGUUCCUUAGAGAGCGUCUGUUUGAGGCUUCUGACCCAUAUCAGGUUCAUGUGUGCAACCUGUGCGGCCUGAUGGCCAUCGCCAACACUCGCACACACACAUAUGAGUGUCGGGGCUGUCGCAACAAGACACAGAUCUCUCUUGUCCGGAUGCCGUACGCCUGCAAGCUUCUGUUCCAGGAGUUGAUGUCGAUGAGCAUCGCUCCUCGAAUGAUGACCUCAUAGAGAAGCUAACCCAAUCACAUGCCUCCUCGCCGAAGAAAUGACAUCACCAUAAAUAAAUAGAAAUUGAUGUUUGUUUUUCAGAUUCACAUCUUUUUUGUCAAAGUAAAUAAACUAACCUUUUUCAGUA